Messenger RNA from Capsicum annuum, 1014 nucleotides. RefSeq lists its product as uncharacterized. Lineage: Eukaryota; Viridiplantae; Streptophyta; Magnoliopsida; Solanales; Solanaceae. Bases 1 to 1014 code for a protein of 337 amino acids. The record is from RefSeq and is a predicted model, not a curated record. The transcript is spliced from 2 exons.
AUGGAGAAGCAAAGUGAAGAAAUGCAAAAUAGGGAGGAGACAAAGGCGAAGCAAAAAAGGCCCAAUGAUGAAGAGCCAAAGUUAAGUGAGAUAUUAAUGGGAAAUCCAAUAGUUAACAUUUAUCAAAUUAUAUCUAUGCCAGCGAUCCCCAUUCAUCCACCUUUUCCAAAAUGGUCUUUGAGAAAGGGAAAACAUGAUAAGUUCAAAAAGUUUUUUGAUAAAUUUAGUACCCUUUCUAUUAAUAUUCCUCUUAUUGAGGCAUUGCAAGACAUGACGGGGUAUGCUAAAUUUAUGAAGGAUUCAAUAUCUAAAAGGAGACUUAUGAAGGAUGAAACAAUAGAAGUGACACAUCAUUUUAGUGACAUUAUGUCAAGCACAUAUGUGGAAAAGAAGAAGGACCCCGGUGCCUUUACAAUCUCAUGCACCAUUGGAGAAUUCACAUUUGCAAAGGCAUUGUGUUAUCUUGGAGAAAAUUGUGCAAUGGAUAUCGAAAUUCCUAUUAUCCUUGGGAGGCCAUUUCUAGCUACCAGAAAGGCUUUGGUAGAUAUGGAUUUCGGCGAGAUAAAGUUCAGAUUGAAUAAUGAGGAGGUAUCCUUCAAUGUAUGCAAGUCCAUGAAACAACCAAUGGACUUACAAGUUAUCUCAGUGAUUGAUAUUAUUGAUGUGGAAGUAUCAAACCAUGAUGUGAGCAUGUUAAAUGAUCCUUUUGUUGGGGCGCUAUGGAAUUGUGAAAGAGAUAAAGUGGAGGAGUAUGAUGAGGUGGUAGCAUCUUUAACUUGGCUUGGGUUUCACACCAAGAACCCGGUUAAGUUGUAUCUUGAUCUAAAAAAUUAUGAAAGUCUACCCGCAAAACCAUCCAUCCUUGAACUUCCCAAGGUCGAAUUAAAGCCCUUACCACCCUAUCUCAAAUAUAUGUUAGUGGGAGAGGGGGGCACUUUAUCAACCAUCAUUGCUAGUGACCUUGAAUCCUUUCAAGUAAAGGCAUUGAAGUUGGUGGUAAGAAAAUCCAUUUGA